This is a messenger RNA of Salpingoeca rosetta, 804 nucleotides long. RefSeq lists its product as uncharacterized. The transcript has a single exon. The record is from RefSeq and is a predicted model, not a curated record. Bases 69 to 758 code for a protein of 229 amino acids. Lineage: Eukaryota; Choanoflagellata; Craspedida; Salpingoecidae.
ACACACACACACACACACACACACACACACACACACACACACACACACCUCUGACAAGGCGUGAAACGAUGGCGUUUGACUUGAGUGUGUUGCCUGACUUGACGCUGCCGGACCGCUUUAAGCACACGGCGAGUGAUCUGAGCCGCGAUGUCAAGUGGCAGGUGCGCAACGACGCGCUGGCGCGCCUGGACGCCGUGGACCCCAUCCUCAGGCACGUGCUGGAGGUGAAGGUUGUUCGCAACCAGCGCCGAAACUUCCUCAACCUGCGCGUGCGGCAAGACUACGCCACGCUCAUCUUCCAGCACCCGGGUGCAGACAACGUGCGCUACUGCUUCUUCAUUUCGGACAAGCUCGAGCCGUUCAUCACCAUCACCGUCCUCUCGCCGGACGAGGGCAAGCUGGGGCGGCUGACCGCGCAGCAGGUGGUGGAGCUGGAGGAAGGCAUCACCCGCUUCAAGACGCGCUUUGGCAUUGUGGGCGAGUCAUACCAUUACACGCCGCUGCAGGAGAGGCGCGAAACGGACGAGUUUGUGCGACAGACGUCGGUCGACAGGGCCAGCAAGGCGCACUCGACGCACUUCCACCUCAAGAUGCGCAUUGCAACGGAGAUGUACAAGGACAAGUUCCCCGUGCUGCAGCUGAUGAACUUUGACAGCAUGCGUCGAACGCUGGACCACAUCAAAUACAACUACAGCCGAACCACCGUACCGUGGGACCGUGUCAAGGCGCAGAUCCAACACGACGCCAUUCCAGAAUGAACCCCCGCUUAGGUUGUGUCUGUCUGUGUGUGUGUGUGUGUGUGUG